UGAAAACAAAUUUUGUUGUUGGUUAGGUGAUUAGGAGCCAUAAUCCAUUUACUACUUGCCCCCAUUUCUUUCAUUUAUGUCUAUCUUUUUCCCCCUGGGUGAACCCAUCUCUUUUUCCUCUAAUAUAAUCAAUCUUCCACACUUUCUCCCCAUUCCAUUCCAUUCCUCACUCAAUUUAGACAAUACCCACCAAAAUUUUUCUUUACUUUACCCUCUGUUUUUGAUGGGAAAUUACAGGUUUAGAUUUUCAGAUAUGAUGCCCAAUGCUUGGUUCUACAAGCUCAAAGACAUGAGCAGGGUCAGAAACCGUACUGCCAACACCAAGAAAAAGCAACAACCAGAACCAUCAAAACCCAACCAGCCCCACCAGAAUUCCUAUCCCAGAAAGUCUUACUAUUUCUCCAGGGAGCUUGUUUCCCAUGACAGACUCUGCAAUUCUCCCAGAUUAUCCACUGACCCACCUAGGAAAUCCUCCAGGCGGAUAAGAUCCCGGGGCUUAGCGGCCGCCAGGGCCUCCCCCACGCUUGUCACCUCCUCUGUCUCAUCCGUAUGCAACUGCCGUGCCAGUGCUACUCUCAGGACUACACCCGAUUCUCAACCGCCAGAGCACUCUGCCUCUUAUUCUUCUGAUGGGUCUCUGGAGCUAGAGCUUGGGGAAUCUUUUCCACCGGAAUUCAGGACGGACCGCAUUCUUACUACUGAUUCGUUCGACGAUAUGGUAGCUUUGUCCCGUUCCCAGGCCAAAGAGAUCGUUAUCGAUGUGGGGCAGAUUGAGCUUCCUCCUAUUAUUACCAAACCGGGGCAAUUCAAAGAUUCUGUGAAGGAAUUGAAGAUGAAAGAACAGCACAAAGAACACACCGAAUAUGGUAGGAGUUCGCUCACCGUCAACGUUAAGAAGGAGAAGAGGAUCACAAUGAAAGAACAGAGGAACACCACCCCUGCUAGAAAAUUGUCAUCAAAUUCUCCAGGAAUGAAGCUGAGAAUCAAUUCUCCGAGAAUUGCUAACCGGAAAAUCCUGGCUCAAGCUCGGAAAAGCGUGUCGUCGAGUUCAAGCGCCGGUUUGCGAACCUCGAGGAGGAACAUAUCGGAGAGUUUAGCGGUGGUGAAGUCGUCGUUCGAUCCUCAGAGGGACUUCAGGGAAUCAAUGGUGGAGAUGAUUGUGCAGAACAACAUCAGGUCUUCCAAGGACUUGGAAGAUUUGCUUGCUUGUUAUCUUACUUUGAAUUCUGGUGAAUAUCAUGAUCUCAUUAUCGAGGUUUUCAAGCAAAUCUGGUUUGAUUUGAGUGAUCAUAUCCAGUUGAAGUAAUAAUUUCGUUUAGAGUUUUCAUAAAUGUAUAUCUUUACUUAUAUUUCAUACCUUUCUAAUGAAUAAUUCUUAAUUUU
Messenger RNA from Rubroshorea leprosula, 1383 nucleotides. NCBI's taxonomy places the organism in Eukaryota, Viridiplantae, Streptophyta, Magnoliopsida, Malvales, Dipterocarpaceae. The record is from the annotation of a GenBank genome assembly.